This is a messenger RNA of Cyprinodon variegatus (sheepshead minnow), 2208 nucleotides long. It is a transcript of the gene efhc2, whose product is annotated as EF-hand domain (C-terminal) containing 2. Gene Ontology annotation, biological process: regulation of neuron projection development. The record is from RefSeq and is a predicted model, not a curated record. Lineage: Eukaryota; Metazoa; Chordata; Actinopteri; Cyprinodontiformes; Cyprinodontidae. The transcript is spliced from 11 exons. The coding region runs from base 56 to 1837 and encodes 593 amino acids. Gene Ontology annotation, cellular component: microtubule.
AGGGAAGGAGAGAUUUCACAAAUCCCACCAUUUCGACUUUUCCGGAGGAAUUCCCAUGCUGAUGGGGAUGGAGAAGGCUGGGAUUGGAGGAGAUCCUUUAGUCGGCCAGAAGAUCCCGUCCAAGUAUCCCGGCGUUCCCAGAGGAGAGGGCAGUGAUGGACCACCAUGGUUAGCCUUUGACCAACAGGUUCUCUGCUUUGAGGCGUUUUAUCAGGAAACUGUCCCCGAUGCAGAGCUGGAGAUGCAAAACAUCCGAAGGUGCAAGAUCUACUUCUACUUGGAGGACGGGACCAUCCAGGUGGUGGAGCCAAAAAGCAAGAACGGCUGCGUUCCUCAAGGAACUGUGAUCCGCCGCCACCGCAUUCCUCUGCCCGACCAGCACCAGUUCUACAACGUCUUCCACUUCAACAUCAACCAGGAGGUGGUGUUUUACGCUCGCACCUUCAAAAUAACCGACUGCGACUCGUUCACCAAGAACUUCCUGACCAACCUUGGAGUGCUGCUGAACGAGCCGACCGCGGCGCCGGAGCACCCUUUCAGGACGCUGCAUCAGAAGUCUGAGGACAGCAUGAAGCCUCUCAGGCAAAACCGGGACAAGUUCCAGAAGUUCCUCAAGAACGACGGGAAAAUCCUUCGCUUCCGCUGCUUCUGGGAAGACACAGUGUUUGGAGACCAGCAGGAGCUGAUCCUUCUCUACUACCUGGCUGAUGACACCAUAGAGGUCUUCCAGGUGGUUCCAAACUCAGGAAGACAACAUGUCCCCAAAUUCUUAAGUCGCAGCAAACUUCCAAAGCGCCCUCCGGUUCGAAUGAAGCUCCCAGGAGAAGCCAUUGAUCCCUCUGUGCUCAACCCGUUGGCCCCCAUGACACAGGCAGGAUUAGUCAGCGAGGAGUUCUACAGAGACUCGGACCUGACUAUAGGAGCAGAAGUGAACAUCUGGGGGAGACGAGUGGUGAUUACUGACUGUGAUGAAUUCACCAGGGACUACUACCGCUCCAAAUAUGGCAUAGAGGAUUUCUCCCCCCUCCAGUACAAGGACCCUCCGCCCCCCAAACCAGCCCAGACGGUGCCCCCCUACAAUGGGUUUGGCUCCGAGGAGGAUUCCCUGAACUCCUGCCAGGGCCUGCUGCGCCGACGGCCCCAGAAGAAGAAGUUCAUGGAAGAAGAAAGAUGUGGCCUGAGCAGAUACCUGCUGAAUUUCCUUGCCAAGAUGGUGACCACGGACCCUGUGGACACGGAGAGGAGGUUCAUCAUCACCUUCUACCUCUCUGAUGACUCCAUCAGCGUGUUUGAAAAGCCACAGAAGAACUCAGGUGUACUGGGAGGAAAGUUUCUGGAGCGUCGGCGGGUUCUGAAACCGGGCCAGGAGCUGUUUAAGAGCGAGCCCUUCCAGUACCUCACAGCCCAGGAUCUGUACGUCGGAGCCUCCGUCUGCCUGAAAGGGGUGACCUUCCAGCUUCUGGAUGCUGACGAACACACCCUGAGCUACAUGGAGCAGCAUGAGCAGCAGUUUCCCAGAGCCAAUGCAGACAUCAUCCUCAGCAAAGUGCGCUCCUUUCCGGAGGACAAACACAGCCGGAUCAGGGAGUUUCUGGCCCUCAGCGACCCCACCAACACCGGCCUCGUCCCCUAUGAGUCCUUCAGAGGCUUGAUGAUGGACUGCGGGCUGUCGGAGCACGAGGUUCUGGUCCUGGCGCGGCGCUUCUCUGAGCGCCAGGAGCCUGAGACGGACGUGGGCUUCAUGCUGGCUGCGGCGCAGCACUUCCUGAGGGUGAAACCGUUCCAGGACUUCCCUCUGCUGGCGGACCUCUUCAUGUACCACGACAGGCAGAAGUAAGAUUCACACCAGGUAGAAAAGCUGAAGCCGCCAUCAGCUCCAGCGGCGCUCCAGAUGGAAGUCACACGUUUAGGAGUGGAUUCCUUCCAGGGCAGCAUUCCUGUUUUCCUCUGGCUAAUUACCUACAGGAGCUUUAAGUUUGAUCAGCUCUGUUUUAUUCACAGCAUCAGGCGAUGUCUGUAAAUUCUUCUGAGCAGAGGGGGAUUUACCAUCAGGAAAUACCAGGCAGCUGCCUCGGGCCCCGAGUUCCUGGGGGCCCCUUAGAACUCUGUUUCCAUGUAUGGUUAAUGCAACUAUUCCUUAUUUGUUCACAUUAAUUAUGUUUUUGGUAAAAAUCAUUUGGCUAAAAUUCCAUCAGAACGCUGAUAAUA